Molecule: messenger RNA, 12001 nt
Organism: Kogia breviceps (pygmy sperm whale)
Lineage: Eukaryota; Metazoa; Chordata; Mammalia; Artiodactyla; Physeteridae
Source: RefSeq, a predicted model, not a curated record
CCCCCGCCUCUCCUCCUCUUCAGCCUCCUAGAGCUAGACGCCAAUAUGGAGCCAGAGGACAUGCCGUGGCCAGGAGAGCUCGAGGAGGAGGAGCAGGAGGAGGAGGAGCAGGAGGAGGAGGAGGAGGCGGAGGAGGCGGAGGAGGCGGAGGAGGCGGAGAACUUGGACGAGUACGAGGUGGUGGUGGUGGAGGAGAUGGAGGAAGAGGAGGGGCGGGAGCCGGACGCGGAUUUUAACUACGAGAGCCAGUGCCGGGAGAGUACGGACGACGAGGAGGAUGAGGAGGCCAAGGCCUGGCUGCAGGCGUACCCCUGCGGGACUUUGCCUCAGCCGUCGCUUCCGAGGCACCGCUACUCGGAGGGCGAGCUGACCAGCCCGGGGAAGGUUGUUCCAUUGACCUGUCAUGUAUGGCAACAGCCAUUAUAUCAAAAUAAUGGUGGAACACAGAUUUCUGAUACUAAUGUGGUCUCUUUGGAAAAAACAGCUCAGUGGGGUUCUGGGGAUGAUCAGAGAACAGAAUCUUGGCAUUAUCUUUCUCAAGAAAUGGACUCUUCCCACACCUUGGAUACAACCCAGACCAGGUUUAAUGUGAGAGAGAAAGGGACUGAAGUGACAGACUUCCCCUCUCUGGAGGAAGGUAUAUUGACCCAAUCAGAAAAUCAAGUAAAGGAGUCGAACAGAGACCUCUUAUGUUCUCCAUUGAUAGUCAUACAAGACAAUUUCGCUUCUCCUGAUUUGCCUUUGCUGACAUGUUUGACAAAAGAUCAAGAGUUUGGGCCUGAUUCCUUGUUUCACCAAAGUGAACUAGAUUUUGCACCUCUGAGGGGAAUUCCUGGUAAGUCUGAAGACACUGAAUGUUUUUCUCGACCGUCGGAAGUUAGUGAAGCUUUAUUCCAGGCAGCCUCAGAAGUAGCUUCAAACUUAAUGAACAGUUGCUUUAGUGUAUCUCAGCACCCACUUAUAGGUAGUACAGCUGUUGAGUCUCAGCACUCUUUAUUAACUCUUGAACAAGGGACUAAAGAAGAGACUGUUUCACCUGAUACUCUUGAGGAUCUGAAAACCCCCAAAGACUCUGAUAGUUGUGAUGCUCUUUAUUCAUAUAUGUCAUGGAAGACACAAGAAGUUAUACAGGAGCCAGAAACCAAUUUAGCUGAUAAAGAUCAAGUUUCUUUUUCAACUGCAUCUGAUACAAGUGAUGAAUACAUAACUCCUAAAGGAAGUGACAGUUUUGAUGCUUUUUGUUCAUAUGUGCAAUAUGGGAAACAGGAAGCUUUACAACAGUUAGAAAAAUAUUUAACCAGUAAGGACCGUCAUUCAUAUUCAGAUUCAUCUGACACAAUUGAUAAAAAUAAAAUUCCUAAGGAAAGUGACAAUUUUAGUGCCCCUUUUUCAGAUAUGCCAUGGAGCAAACAGGGAGCUUCACACCAUCCAGAAAUAUGUCUAAUCAGUAAGGACUGUGUUUCUUUUCCACAUGAAGUUGCUCCUCGUUUUUAUAGUAAAAUGCCACAUUGUUUUUUGCAUUGUUUGUUGGAAAGAAGAGGAAGAGAGGUUCCCUUGACAGCUGAUAGUCAUUAUUUUGAGUGUGUUUAUUUAAGGGUUCCUGCUCAGAAUGAGAUGCAACAAAAGAUGGAUUCUUUGGAGGGUUAUAAAAGAAAUGAAGAAGAUCUGGGGAAAGAAUUAUCUCAAUGUUUUGAACUAAAGGAGAAUAGAAAUACUUUAGUAUUUUCAGAGGUGCAUCCCAGAUCUUCAGAAAUACAAUAUAUUGAGAAUGUUGUAGUUGCUAAUAAUUCUGUAGAAGUGUCAGAAGCACGUAUACUCUCCAGGGGGCAGGAUAUCUCUAAGAUGGAGGUUUUUGGUGGUCCUCUUCAGACUAUUAAAUCCAACUCAGAUGAGACAUCAGAACAGCUGUGUUUUCAAGAAGAAAGAAACCAAAAGCCACCUUCUACUUUUGGUGGGAAAAAUGUUGAUGCUACUGAAAAUGUAGCCUUUGAGGCAGUUAUUGCCUCUAUUGAACCUUCUGAGAAAGAGAGUACAGUAAAUGAAAUCCAAACUGACAUCAAUAAGUUUUUAACAAAUGACAGCCAAGAAAGUGAACCAAAAAAUCCAAAUCUUUCCCUAUUAAAUUAUGAUGAAAACUUUUUCUUUGAUAAACUUAAUCACCCACACUAUCAGUCUAUUCCUGGGGUGUUUGAAUCAGCAGCUUCAAAACCAUUGUUGUAUAAAAAAGAUGAUGGUGAUAGCUCCCUGUACUGGCAUCCUAAUUUAAAAUCACUCCCCAGUGCUCCUCAGGAAAUAUUCAUUAACCCACUUUCUCUUAGUCCAGAGCUUAAGUCGUCAUCUUCUUUAAGUGAAAAAUCUCUCAGACAGGCUGUUGGUCUUGGCAAAACACAGUCAGCUUUAUUUCAGUAUGAUACAGACAAUGAGCCAUUUCUUCCCAUUGGGAAGAUAAAGUCUGUUUCUGCUCUUGACCUUGCAGAGAAGUUAGGAUCUUCAAACAUUAUUUAUCCAAUGCAAGUAUGGACUUCAAAUUCUUUGGUUUUACAAGAUUUAAAGCAGCACACCUUUGAAGAAGUUGCAGAUUCCUCAAACUGUAUUUUGGAGGGCCUGCAGGGGAAGGCUGAAUCUGACAUCUGUACUCUGGAUGAUGAUACUGAAUGCUGUAGCCUAGAUGAAAAUGAUGUUGUAUGCAGGAAAAGAGUUGUUGAACUACAAAGAGAGAUACGUGACCAAGGUGACUUGACUGGUGAGUGCAUUAAGCUAGCAGGUUUAGAAAAUUUGCUUGAUGAUCUAGAGAUUUGUGACAGCUCCCUGCACUGGCAGUCUACUGUACGGCUACCAUCUAAGGAAGAGAGCAGUUUUGAAGAGCCUGUAUGUCCUUCUAAUAUGGACAUUAAUCAAUCUUUUUCAUCUGUAUUGCCUCCAUUUGUUCCUCAUGAGCCAACUAGAGAGUUGGAGUAUCACUCUUCAGAUCUCAGAAUGUUGAGGGUAUCUCCUGACACUGUGCCAGGGACUCUCAAACAUUCAACAGGGGAUACGUCCAAAGGAGACAUAGCUGAAAUUCCUCAAUCCACCUUGAAACCAGGCAUCACUACCACUCCUGAAGUUUCAGACACUGUAUCUCAUUUAUCCUUGUCCCCUGAGGACUUUCCUCAGUUGGCUGGAAGGUCUCCUCAAGUGAAGAAUAUUGGUCAACAUACUGAUACUCUCAACCAACAGACAUUAGCAGACAGUCUUCUAACUGAAGAGGCUCUAAAAGUUUCAGCUCUUCUUGGGCUAGCUGACCAGAAGACUGGGAUAGCAACAGUGCCCUCUAGUUCCUACUCACAAAGAGGGAAGCCAGAUAUUUUCUACCCACAGGGCUUGCCAGACGGUCAUCUAACUGAAGAGGCUCUAAAAGUAGCAGCUGUUCCUGGACUUGGUGACCAGAAGACAAGUAUAUCUACAGUCCCUCCAAGUUCCUACUCACUUGGAGAGAAGCACAGUAUUUUCUACCCACAGGCAUUGCCAGACGGUCAUCAAACUGAAGAGGGUCUGAAUGUUUCAGUUCUUCUUGGACUAGCUGAUCUAAAGACUGGAAAACCAACAGUACCAGCUAGUUCCUACUCAGUUGGAGAGGAGCCUGGUAUUUUCUACCAGCAGGCCUUGCCAGGCAGUCAUCUACCAGAAGAGGCUCUGAAAGUUUCACCUUCUCUUAGACCAGUUGAUGAAAAGACUGGGUUGCCUACUGCAUCCUCUACGUCUUAUUCACAUGGAGAGAAGCCUCGUAUUUUCUAUCAACAGACAUUGCCAGAAAGUCAUCUAACUGAACAGGCUCUGAAAGUUUCAGCUGCUUCUGGACCCCCUGAACAGAAGACUGGGAUUCCUAUAGUAACUUCUUCUUCUUACUCACAUAGAGAGAAGCCCAGUAUUUUCUACCAACAGGAUUUGCCAGAUAGUCAUCUAACUAAAAAGGCUCAGAAGGUUCCAGCUCUUCCAGAACUAGCUCACCAGAAGAGUGGGAAACCAAUAGCACCCCCUGCUUUCUACUCACACAGAGGGAAGACCAGUGUUAUCUAUCAGCAGGAGUUGCCAGACAGUCAUCUAAGUGAUCAGACUCAGAACAUUUUAGCUAUUCCUGGACCAGUUGACCAGAACACUGGGAUACAGACAGUACCCUCUAGUUCCUACUCGCAGAGGGAGAAGCCCAUUUUUUCUUACUGGCAGGAGUUGCCAGACAGUCUUCUAACUGAAGAGGCUAUAAAAGCUUCAGCUUUUCCUAGAACAGCUGACCAGAAGAACACUGGGAUACCAACAGGGUCGUCUAGGUCCUACUCAUUUGGAGAGAAGCCAGGUGUUUUUUUCUACCAGCGGGUGUUACCAGAUGGUAAUCUAAGUGAAGAGGCUCUGAAAGUUUCACCUGAGCCUAGACCAAGUGACCAGAAGACUGGUAUACUCUCAGUACCUGCUAGUUCCUACUCACUUAGAGAAAAGCCCAGUAUUUUCUACCCACAAGCCUUGCCCGGCAGUCAUCUAUCUGAAGAGGCUCUGAAAGAUUCAGCUAUUUCUGGACUAGCUGAUCAGAAGACUGGGACAUCAGAACCUUCUGGUUCCUACUCACAUAGAGAGAAAUCCAGUGUUUUAUACCAACAGGAGUUGCCAGGUAAUCAUCUAACUGGAGAGGCUCGGAAAGUUUCAGGUGUUACUGGAACAGGUAACCAGAAGACUGAGAUACCUAUAGUAACCUCUGCUUCCUACUUACAUAAAGAGAAGCCCAUUAUUUUCUACCAGCAGGCCUUACCAGAUAGAUAUCUUACUGAAGAGGCUCUGAAUGUUUCAACUGCUCCCCAACCAGCUGACCAGAAAACUGGGAUACCUGCAGUACCGUCUAGUUCCUAUUCAUAUAGAGAGAAGCCCAUCAUUUCUUACCAGCAAGAGUUGCCAGAUCUUGCUCAAGUGGCUUUAAAAGUUUUAGAGGUUCCUGGACCAGCUGACCAGAAGAUUGGGAUACCAGCAAUAAUCUCUACUUCUUCCUCAUAUGGAGAGAAGCCCAUCAUUUCUUACCAGCAAGAGUUGCCAGAUCCUAAUGAAGAUGCUUUAAAACGUUUAGAGCUUCCUGGACAAGCAGACCAGACCACUGGUAUGCGAAUUGUGCCCCCUACUUCCUUUUCACAUAGAGAGAGCCCCAUCUUUUCUUACCAGAAGGAAUUGCCAGAUAUUACUGAAGAAACUUUGAAAGUUUCAGCUGUUCCUGGACCAGGUGACCAGAAGAUUGGGAUACAAACAGUCCCCUCUAGUUCCUACUCAUAUAGAGAGAAGGCCGAUGUUUUUUACCAGCAGGAGUUGCCAGAUCUUACUGAAGAAACUUUAAAAGUUUUUGCUCUUCCUGGACCAGCUGAGCAGAAUGCUGGGAUACCAACAGGGCCUUCUAGUUCUUACUCACAUAAAGAGAAACUCAAGAUUUUACCAGAUGACCAGAAGGCUGAGUUACUGUCAGCUCCCCUUCGUUCCUGCUCACAUAGAGAAAAGCCUAAGACUUCAACUGUGGUUGGACCAGAUGACCAGAAGACUCCAUUACUGACAGACUUUCCUAAUUCUUAUUCUCAGAGAGUAAAGCCCAGUAUUUUCUUUCAACAGCAGUUGCCAGAUAGACAUCAAAGUGGAGAUAUUCUGAAGACUUCACCUGUUCCUGAACCAACUGAUGUGAAUUCUUGGAUACAAAUACCUCUUUCUAGUUCCUGUUCACACAGAGAGAAAUCUAAUAUUUUCUACCCAGAGGAAUUGCCAGACAAACAUCUCACUGAAGAUUCACUGAAGGUUUCAACAGUUCCUGGACCAGCUGACCAAAAAACUGUGUUACCAGCAGUUCCUCCUAGUUCCUUUUCACAUAGAGAGAAACCAGUUCUUUUCUACCAACAGGAUUUGCCAGAAAGACAUCUAACUGAAAAUAACCUGAAGUUCUCAAGUAGUCUUGGGCAAGCUGGUCAGAUUACUGGGUUAUCAACAGUUCCCUGUAGUACUUAUUCACAUAGUGAGAAGCACAGACUUACUUCAGACCGUGUCCAAAGACUGAUAGAUAAUUUGGAUUCUUCUAACGCCAGUGUUAUCUCAAACAAUAUGCCUUUAAAUUCUCAGGCUGAUGGUAGAGUUGUAAUAAAUAAGCCAGAAUCUUCAGGUUUUGAAGAUGUUCGCCCUAAGGAAAUCCAGGAUAUGGAAAACAGUUCCAAAACUCUUAAAGAGAGUCAGACACUUUUAAUGGAAGCAGAAAAUAUAGCACUGAGACGAUGCAAUUUUCCUGUUCCCCUUGUCCCUUUCAGAGAUGUUAGUGAUAUUUCAUUUAUACAAUCUAAGAAGGUGGUUUGCUUCAAAGAACCCCCCACAACUGAUGCAUCUAAUGGCGAUUUGUCUCAGAGACAGCCAUUCACAGAAGAAAGCCCAAGCAACAAAUGCAUACAGAAGGAUAUUAGCACACAGACGAAUCUGAAAUGCCAGAGAGGCAUUGAAAAUUGGGAGUUUAUUAGUUCAACUACAGUUAGAAGUCCUUUACAGGAAGCAGAAAGCAAAGCCAGAGUGGCAUUAGAUGAAACCCUUAGGCAAUAUAAAGCAGCCAGAUCUGUAAUGAGAUCUGACCCUGAAGGGUAUAGUAGAACCAUUGAGAAUAAUAUUGUUUUUCCUAUGAUGACUGUCAUUAAAAGUGAUUCAAGUAGUGAUGCAAGUUCCUGCUCAUGGGACAGUAAUUCCUUGGAGUCAGUUUCUGAUGUGCUUCUAAACUUCUCUCCAUAUUCUUCACCCAAGACAAGCAUGACAGAUAGCAGAGAGGAAGAGGGUGUGUUAGAGAGUGAUGAUGGUGGUGGUAGCAGUGUAGAUUCACUGGCUGCACAUGUGAAAAACCUUCUGAAAUGUGAAUCCUCAUUGAACCAUGCUAAACAAAUACUCAGAAAUGCAGAGGAGGAGGAAUCUCGGGUACGGGCACGAGCCAGGAAUCUGAAGUUUAAUAUGGCUCAUGAGUGUGGCUACUCCAUUUCAGAAUUAAAUGAAGAUGACAGGAGAAAAGUAGAAGAGAUCAAAGCAAAGUUGUUUGGUCAUGAGAGAACAACUGACUUGCCUAAGGGUUUACAGAGUCCACAGGGAAUAGGAUGCAAGCCAGAAGCUGUAUGUAGUCACAUUAUUAUUGAGAGCCAUGAAAAAGGAUGUUUCAGGACUCUAACAGCUGAACGGCCACAAUUGGACAGCCACCCUUGUGUUUUCAGAUCUGCUCAACCCUCAGAAAUGAUCAGAGGACAACGGAGCCCAUCAUCAUGGACAACCAGGCACAUCAACCUUGCCAAGUCACUGGACGAGAACAACUCCCAUUUCAAAAUUUGGAAUUCAUUGCAGUUACAAAGUCAUUCCCCAUUUCAAAACUUUAUGGGUGAUGACUUGAAAAUUAACAAGGGUCUUCGAAUGCCAUUCCAUGAAAAGUUGGACCCUUGGCUGUCAGAAUUAAUAGAACCUGCUUGUAUGCCACCUGAAGAAAUGGAUUGUCAGUCUUCAUCACAAAUGCUGCCCCCAGAACCUAUGAAAAAGUUUACUACCUCCAUCACUUUAUCAUCUCACCGACAUUCUAAGUGCUUUUCAGAUUCCUCUUUUCUUAAAGUUGGUGUUACUGAAGGUAGCCAGUGUAUUGGAGCAUCUGUGGGGCUAGUUAAUUCUUAUAUCACUGAAGAGCAAAAUCCUCCUAGAGAUCUAAAGGAGAAAACCUCUUCCCCUUCAUCAUUUAAAAUCAUUAGUCAGUCACCAGAUAAAGCUGUGACUAUUUUAGCAGAAAAUAGUAGGCAAAGCCAAAAAUUAUCUGUUGAACAUUCUCACCAAGAAGAAAAACCCUUAGAAAGAUCAGAUUUUAAAGGCAGUCAUUCUAAGCCCAGUACCAGUGCAAAUGAUAGCAAUUUCAAGGAAGUUCAUUUUUCUGAUAAUGAUACUCUCAUUAGCAUGGGCAGACCAAAUUCCACACUAGGAGUAAAAGAGAAGAAUGUAAUUAUAACUCCAGAUCUUCCUUCGAACAUUUUUCUUGAACAAGAGCUCUUUGAACAAAACAGAGCCUUACACGAACAUCAUUGUGUGAGAAAACACAAUUCUCCCCCUCCUCAACAUCAGGAUUAUGUAGCUGCAAAUCUCCCUUGUCAUAUUUUUCUUGAAAAACGAGAACUCUUUAAACAAAGCAAGACCCAACAUGAAGAUAAUCAGUUGAGAGAAAACCACUCUCCCCUUCCUCAAAGUCAGGAUUAUAUAACUUCAGACCUUCCUUCUCUCAUUUUUCUUGAACAACGUCAGCUCUUUGAAGAAAGCAAAGCCCCAGAUGUAGAUCACCACAUGGGAAAACACCAUUCUCCCUUUCCUCAAGGUCAGGAUUGUAUAGUAGAAAAGAAUAAUGAACAUAAGCCUAAAUUACACAUUUCUGAUAUGAUAAAUGUUGAAGCCAAAUUCAGUGAUAUGGCCUCCCCAUCAGCCCCAAAUCAAUGUACAGUAGUAACAUCUGCAUCUACUCCACCUUCAAAUAGAAAAGCACUUUCUUGUGUUCGUAUAACUCUUUGUCCCAAGACUCCUUCCAAGUUGGAUAGUGGAACCUUAGAUAAAAGAUUUCAUUCAUUGGAUCCUGCCUCUAAAACAAGGAUGAAUAGUGAGUUUAACUCUGACCUUGUACAGACUAUAUCUUCAGAAUCAUUGGAACCAACCUCCAAAUUAUUGACCAGUAAACCUGUAGCACAGGAUCAAGAAUCUGUAGGUUUUCUAGGACCUAAAUCUUCACCGGACUUCCAAGUCGUACAGUCUCCUCUUCCAGAUAGUAAUAUUAUUUCUCAGGACUUGAAAACCAUACCUCUUCGGAAUAGCCAGAUAGUAACCUCAAGGCAAACACAGGUGAACAUUUCAGAUUUGGAAGGAUAUUCCAAUCCAGAAGGGACUCCAGUAUCUGCAGUUCGAUCACCAAAGGAGAUUAAGACCCCAUUUUCUCCCUUCUUUGGAAAAUUAUCAUCUGAUGCAGUCACUCAGAUAACAACAGAAAGUCCAGGAAAAGCCAUGUUUUCAUCUGAGAUUUUUGUUAAUGCUGAAGAUCGUGGACAUGGUAUUCCAGAGCUCACUACACAGAAGUUGGGCAAAGUUCCUGUCAAGUUUGCUUCAUCAUCUUCAGUCCAACAGAUUACUGUUCCUCAUGGCACAGAUGGCCAGCCUUUACUGUUGCCAUAUAAGCCUUCUGGUAGUACGAAGAUGUACUAUGUUCCCCAAUUAAGACAAAUUCCUUCAUCUCUGGAUUCCAAAUCAGGCACCACCAUUGAGAGCUCACACUCAGGAUCCAAUGAUGCCAUUGCUCCAGACUUCCCGGCUCAGGUGCUAGGCACAAGGGAUGAUGACCUGGCAGACACUGUUAACAUUAAACAUAAAGAGGGAAUCUACAGUAAGACAGUGGUAACUAAGGCAUCCUUGUCAAUGGGGAAAAAACUCUUUCAGAAAGAUAAUGCAGUUCAAGUUCUCAUCACUGGGGAUGAGGACCUCUCAGACAAAAACAAGGAAAAGGAGAUCUACAGUAAAAGGGCAGUGACCGAGGCUGCUCGAUCUGAAGAAAAAGAAUCCUUGCAGAAGGACACUACAGGUUCCAGUGCUGCUGCUGCUGCUGCUUCAGAGCAGUCAGCUCAACUACAAGACAUGAAGAUUGAUAGUCUACCAGACACUGAAGCCACUAAAGAGAAAGAGGAGAUCCACAGUAAGAGGACAGUUCCUAAGGAAGGCUGGCCCGAAGAGAAGAAAUCCUUGCAAAUAGAUAUUGCAGAGUCCAGAUGUCAUUCAGAAUUUGAAAAUACCACCCAUUCUGUCUUCAGGUCAGCUAAGUUUUACUUUCAUCAUCCAGUGCACCUACCAAGUGAUCAAGAUUUUUGCCAUGAAUCCUUAGGAAGAAGAGUUUUCAUGAGGCAUUCUUGGAAAGAUUCCUUUCAGCAUCAUCCAGACAAACAAAGAGAACACACUUGUCUUCCUUCCUCUUAUCAAAAUGUGGCAAAGACAAAGUCAGAUUAUACCACACUAGAGAGCCUCAGUAUCAAUGUAAACUUGGAAAACAAAGAAGUAAAGCAUACUACUAAAAGUCAGGCUAGAGAUUUUCUAAAAUACGACAAACAAGUUAAUGACCUAAAAAGGGAUCAUAAGGGCACCCCAGAGUUAACAACUCAGCACACUGUGAGUUUAAAUGAACUCUGGAACAGGUAUCAGGAGCGACAGAGGCAACAGAAACCUCCUGAGUUCAGUGCCAAGAAGCAGCUUUCUUUGGUGGAGCGACUUGAUCGUUUGGCUAAACUUCUUCAGCAUCCCAUCACACAUUCUCUCCAGCCCUCAGAAAGUACACAGGAUGAUAGCAAAGGGGAGCAAGAUGUUAAGGAAUGGAGUGGUAGACAGCAACAGCAGAAAAACAAGCUUCAGAAAAAGAAACGGUAUAAAAGCCUGGAGAAGUGCCAUAAAAACACAGGCGAUCUUAAAAAAAACAAGGUUCUUUCUACUCAUCAAGCUGGGAGGUCCAAUCAGAUUAAAAUUGAACAGAUUAAAUUUGAUAAAUAUAUUCUGAGAAAACAGCCAGGUUUUCAUUAUAUAAGUAACACUUCUUCAGAUUCUAGACAAUCAGAGGAGAGUGAGCUGCUCACAGAUACUGCCACCAACAUCCUUUCUACCACCACUUCUGUGGAAUCAGAUAUAUUGACCCAAACAGAUAAGGAAGUGACUCUGCAUGAGAGGAGCAGCUCUAUUUCCACCAUUGAUACUGCCCGACUGAUCCAUGCUUUUGGCCAUGAAAGAGUUUGUUUGUCACCCAGGCGAAUUAAAUUAUACAGCAGCAUCACUGACCAUCAGAGGAGAUACCUUGAGAAGCAGAGCAAGAAAAACAAGAAACCAUUGAAUACAGGUUAUCCCCAAAUUACUUCAGAGCACACCAGAAGGAAACACGUCCAGGUGACAGACCAUAUUUCUUCUGACUCUGUUUCGUCUUCUACCAGCAGUUUCUGGAGCUCGAGCUCUACACUUUGCAACAAGCAAAAUGUACAUAUGUUAAAUAAGGGCAUACAAGCAGGUACGUUGGAGAUUGUGAAUGGUGUCAGAAAACACACUCGAGAUGUUGGAAUGACUUUCCCGACUCCAAGUUCUAGCGAGGCUAGAGUAGAAGAGGACAGUGAUGUGACUUCUUGGUCAGAAGAAAAGAUAGAAGAGAAAAGGCUGCUUACCAAUUAUCUUGGGGACAGAAAGUUAAGGAAGAAUAAGCAGAGCUGCUGGGAAGGAGUUUCAUGGUUUGUUCCUGUGGAAAAUGUGAAGUCUGGUCCUAAGAAGGAAAACCUGCCCAAGUUUCAUGGCCCUGGUGUCUCCUGGUUUGCACCAGUAACCAACACCACACCUGGGAGGGAGCCACUACAGGAACAGAACUGGCAAGGACAGCACAUGGACAGCCACAGUUCAGUAGCAGGCCCAGGCAGAGACCCACUGAAGCCAUUUGUGAGAGCAACCCUACAGGAAUCACUGCAACUUCACAGACCUGACUUCAUCUCACGCUCUGGGGAACGGAUAAAGCGCUUGAAGUUAAUAGUCCAGGAGAGGAAGCUGCAGAACAUGUUACAGAGUGAACGGGAGGCAUUGUUCAACACUGUGCGAGAAUGGCAGGGCCACCAGGACGCCAUGCAUCUGCUCCCCAAGAGAGGCUUCCUGGCUGCCCAAAAGAAAAGGCCUGUUGGAAAGAAGGAAAUGAUUCAGCGGUCUAAAUGGAUUUAUGAACAGCUUCCAGAAGUACAGAAAAAGAGAGAAGAGGAAAAGAGGAGAUCAGAAUAUAAGUCAUACCGUCUGCGAGCCCAGCUAUAUAAAAAGAAAGUGACCAAUCAACUCUUGGGGAGAAAAGUUCCUUGGAACUGACAUAAGAGUGUUUUCCUCAGAACCUUGGAAUUAUCUCUUAUCAGCCUGAAGGAGCACAAUCCUUACUUUUAUGAGUCUGGUUUAAUAAAACCUACCUUGCUGUCCACGUGUAAUU